Messenger RNA from Paramacrobiotus metropolitanus, 1603 nucleotides. RefSeq names its product BTB/POZ domain-containing protein 2-like. Gene Ontology annotation, cellular component: cytosol. NCBI's taxonomy places the organism in Eukaryota, Metazoa, Tardigrada, Eutardigrada, Parachela, Macrobiotidae. The record is from RefSeq and is a predicted model, not a curated record. The transcript is spliced from 6 exons. Bases 924 to 1544 code for a protein of 206 amino acids. Gene Ontology annotation, biological process: neurogenesis.
UUUUGGUUCUUGUUUUUCUCCUUCUCGCAUCACUGUCCGAGAUUUGAUUUGCUGCUCUUCUUUUCAUUUUUUACAAAAGUACAAUUAUAAUAAUAGCCAAAAUUUGUGCUAUUUGUCAGUUUCCCAUCAAAAUGGCGUCCGCUAAUCGACCGCAAGAAGGAGAACCGGCCUCGGCGCUCGUCAGCUGUAUGAACUAUGAAGCAGACUUUAACCAGUGGAGAUUUCAGUGAUGUGCGAUUCGUCGUCGGUCGUCAUUUCGGCCCAGUGAAAACCUUUGAAGCUCACAAGUAAUCACAACGUUUCUCACCCUGAUCUGAUUCUGUUUGGCCCAUUUUGGCAAUGCGCAGUUCCGUGUUUCGCGCCAUGUUCUACGGAAGCUUGCCCGAGAAUUGCGCCGUUCCCAUUGACAUCCCGGAUUUCAUUCCUGAUGCAUUCGCCAACAUGCUCCACUACAUGUACACGGAUGAAGCGGAGAACAUCAAUCCUGACAAUGUUUUUGACACCUUGAAUUGCGCGGACAAAUACGACGUGGCGCCGUUGGUGCAUGUCUGUUGGAAGAAGAUUGCCAGUCAGUUGGACGCUAACAGUUGCCUGCCCGCUCUGGAACAAGUCUGAGCAGGAAAUUGCAAAACCCAGAUUUCAAUUUCGUUUCACUGUUCUGAUGCUCCAGUUUUUAUUCGUAGUUGUUAAGCUAAUCAAAAUCUUAUUUAUCUUUAUCUGUAGGGUUCGGCUUGGUGAAUAUUUCAAGGCACUUAAAAUUGGAUAGCCUUUGAUUGUUUUUAUUAGGAUACCUUAUAAAAUUUGAUUAACUUACGGUUUUUCUACCGGCUAACUGAUGGGAAAAACAUGACGACCGGCAUAGCUGUGUCCUGUUGCAGGCAACACGUUGGCAUGCGGAUGAUAUUCGGGAAAAAUGCUUGGACAUGCUGGAUAAGAAGACGGUGGAGAUUCUGCGAUCGGAACAGUUCAUUAACAUCCGCCAGGACACACUGCGUGUCAUACUGCAACGCAACACGCUGUCUGCUGAGGAGCACGACAUUUACCUAGCUGUCGAGAGAUGGGCCGUGGAAGCCUGCAAACGGAACAGCAUGGAGCUGUCGGCUGUCAACCGGCGUCAGAUGCUGGGCGAUGCGAUCUUCCUGGUGCACUUUCCCCUGCUGACCGUGGCGCAACUGUCGGAUGGUCCCGCGACGAGUGGUCUGCUGACAGAAGCCGAGCUGUUGAGCAUCUUCCUGCACCAGAACGCCGCUUCGAAACCGACUUUGCUCUUCCCCACGGAACAGCGCCGCGAUGUGCAGCUGCCCAUGGGGUUCCGGCUGGAGGAUAUCGUGUUCGCACAGGGUCCAUGCGGCUCCUGGGACCUGGCCAAAAUUAUUGGAGUACGCCAAUCAAUGCUGGUUGUUCGGUGGGCGGCGGAUGGUCGCGAAGGCAGUGUGGAGACAGGUAAUGUCGUUCUAGCUACCGACAUUCGAAUCAACAACGCUUCAAUAAUGAAAAUACGUGGUUUCUUCUUAUACUCGCGUGGCUUUACACUGAAUGUUUGAUUAUGGGAGAUGGACAGCUAUCUUCAGUUGGUGAUGUUCUUCCAGUGGAACGCCUUUAU